Messenger RNA from Esox lucius (northern pike), 4484 nucleotides. Its product is annotated as leucine-rich repeat neuronal protein 3. The record is from RefSeq and is a predicted model, not a curated record. Gene Ontology annotation, molecular function: protein binding. Lineage: Eukaryota; Metazoa; Chordata; Actinopteri; Esociformes; Esocidae. The coding region runs from base 731 to 2851 and encodes 706 amino acids. The transcript is spliced from 2 exons.
GACAGCUGAUCGAGGGGGAGAUGCGCCGUUAACCACCGUGGAAAAGGACACGGGGGAUAGAGCCUCUUCUACCAACCAAACUGCUCUCUCUGGGUGUGGACUCAGUUUUUCUCUAAUCAAGAACAUUGUGGCAUAGCGAAACAGGAAGAAAUUAAAAGCUGGAGCUGGCCUCUAUCCAACUGCGUAAAAAUAAGAAGCCGAAGCGUAUUGUAGGCUUGCCCUAUGUGUUGCGCGCUCUCCGUCGCUGGACCAGUGUGGUAGAUGGGGAUAUAGGGAUUACAUAUCGGUCGAUGGAAAAAGAUUACUAUUGCGGGGGGGAAUGGACUGGUUUGAAAAGGCUGGGAGUUAGUACCGACGUCAAGAGAUGGAUGUGAUUCAUUUUCAAAGGAAAUCAGAACGUUAAUGGAGGCUGACCCAGAUGUGCUUUGCAAGACUGGAGCUCCCUGAGGUAUAUGUUCAUUGUCAUCUAUUUGGGCCUGCAAGACAGAAGCCCUGACCCUAAUGCUCAGGAGGUAAAAUUAAGUAGCCGGUCAUUUUAUUCAAGGACGCCACAACAUCAUCAUCAUCACCAUCAAGACUGCAAGAUAGAAACCCCCUGGGAAAGCCUUCCUAUUGGUGGGUAGAUAUUCUCUAUAGAAACAGCUACAAAUGAUUCAUUAUUUGUGAAGGCAACAGCUCAGGCCACUUAAUCUACAAGGACCAAUUACUUACUGGAGGGAAUCGGGCCAAUAUGAAGGACGUGUCAUUUGCGGAUUGUUUCUUCAUGGGCCUUGCCAUGACUGCCUUUGUUCUGGCGUCGGAGGAGAAAGUAGAUUGCCCUCAGUCAUGUAUAUGUGAGAUCAGACCCUGGUUCUCACCCAGCUCUGUGUACAUGGAAGCCCCGACCGUUGACUGUAACGACUUGGGACUUUUCACUCUGCCUGGGAGAUUACCCGUGAACACACAAGUGCUACUGCUGCAGACUAACAACAUUGCAAAGAUUGAGAAACCAUUGGAUUACCUGGCCAACAUCACAGAGAUUGACUUGUCGCAAAACAACUUAUCGUCGAUGAGUGACAUCCACCUCGGGCGCCUGCCACAGCUGCUGUCCCUGCACAUGGAAGAGAACUGGAUACGUCGGCUCACAGACAGCUGCCUGGCCGAGCUGGCCAACCUGCAGGAGCUUUACAUGAACCACAAUCUGAUCUCCUUCAUGUCCCCCACGGCAUUUCAGGGCCUUCACAACCUUCUCCGGCUCCACCUAAACUCCAACAAGCUGCAGACCAUUAGCAGUGAGUGGUUCGACGCCAUGCCCAACCUCGAAAUACUGAUGAUCGGGGAGAAUCCAAUCACGUCCAUUCAGGACAUGAACUUCAAGCCCCUCGGUAACCUCCGCAGUCUAGUUUUGACCAGAAUGAACCUAUCACAGUUACCAGACGAUGCACUGUCUGGCCUUGUCAAUUUGGAGAGUAUCUCAUUCUACGACAACACCUUUUCUGAGGUUCCUCACACAGCUCUGAGGAACCUAAAAAACCUAAAAUUUCUGGAUUUAAACAAAAAUCCCAUUGGGAGGAUACAGCGGGGAGAUUUUGCUGACAUGCUCCACCUCAAAGAGUUGGGCAUCAAUAGCAUGCCGGAACUGGUAUCCAUCGAUAGCUUUGCCCUCAACAACCUUCCUGAACUGACUAAGAUUGAAGCCACCAACAACCCUAAGCUCUCCUAUAUCCACCCCAACGCUUUCUACAAGCUUCCCAGACUGGAGACGUUGAUGCUGAAUGGGAAUGCGCUCAGUGCCCUACACAGCAUUACAGUCGAGUCCCUCCCCAACCUUCGUGAGGUGAGCAUGCACAGCAAUCCCAUACGUUGCGACUGUGUGGUCCGCUGGAUGAACAUGAACAAGACCAAGAUACGCUUCAUGGAACCAGACUCACUGUUCUGUGUGGAGCCUCCGGAAUAUGAAGGACAGCAUGUCCGGCAGGUUCACUUCAGGGAGAUGACAGAGAUCUGUCUACCUCUCAUCUCGCCCGAGAGCAUGCCUGAGCAUGUCAGUGUCAACAAUGGAAGUUCUGUAUCGCUGCACUGCCGGGCCUUUGGCGAACCUGAACCGGACAUCUACUGGAUCACGCCAUCCGGGGCCAGGGUCUUGCCCAAUACCGUUUCCGAUAAAUACUACAUGCACCCAGAGGGAACGUUUGACAUUUACGACAUAACGGAGAAUGAGGCUGGACUCUAUACCUGUGUGGCCCACAAUCUGGUUGGCGCAGACCUGAAGUCAGUCUCUGUGGAGGUAAAUGGAUAUUUCCCUCGGCCUGCCAACAGCUCUCUAAACGUCAACAUCAAAUCGGUGCAGUCCAACUCGGUCCUGGUAGCCUGGAGAGCUGCCCAUAGCGGUCUGGCUCCAAACAUAAAGUGGUACACGGCGUCCCACCCGAACCACCCAACCGUGGCGUUCUCUGCCCGUGUCCCGUCUGACGUUAAAGUGUACAAUCUCACACAUCUGACUCCCGCCACCGAGUACAAGGUGUGUGUGGACAUCCGCGGCACCCACUACAAAAACGACACCAAAUGUGUCAAUGUCACCACUAAGGGAUUAGAGCUGACUGCCAAGGACACUGAGAAGUGGGAUGCGGCUGUAAUCGCUGUCUUUGGUGUGCUUCUUGCUGUGAUUUCUGUAGCCUGUCUGCUUAUUUAUGUGUCUCUGAGGAAACACCACCUUUAUGGGGAUUUAAGGAAAUGUCACUCUAAAGCGUCCCUGAUGCCAGUGGCCAGCCUGCACUCUCCUUUUACGAGGCUGUGGGUCUCCGGAAAAGGACUGCCGACCGCCGUGGAAGUGAAACCCACAGUCAUAAAUGUAUCUGACAAUGCCUUUUAAAGAAGACACGCCCCGUGGAGCCUCCCACACCACCGUAAACGGAGGGAAAAGGCGAGAGACACCUGCAGAAACUGUUUAAAAAUGCGCAUCUGCAUCCUUUUUGCCUUGACUGACAUUCUGGAGAAAAAACAUCUACUUCACUGACUUGGGGAGUAACCUGUAGGAGCUAGACAGACCACUCUCCCGGCUACGACAGACUAUCUAAAGAGGCGGCUUUAUAACAAUUGCUUUACAAAAUUAACAACCCCUUGGGAGGACGUUUUCCCUGCUAAAACACGGAGUUGGAUAUCCCUGAGUCCUUCAGUACAGACGGAAUAUGUUACAAGAUGAUGACGAUGGUGCUCUCUCUCUCUUGUAAUUGACUGUUAAAUGUGUUAUUAAGAAUAGUGGAACUGUCCUUGUGGUCCCCAAGCAAUAGAGUCUGUACCGUACAACACCCAUAGGCAAGAUAGAUAUGAGAACUAUCUAUGACGGAGGAAAUAUCUAGUAGAAUAGACCAUAACAGUGACCAUGGUGUACAACUUUUGAUGAAAUAUACCCUUUCUAUUUAAAGGAGAGGAUUUUUGGAUUUUCAUUGAAAGAUUGUUAUAUAUUCUAUCCACAAAUGUAAACAGAAAUCCUCUGAUGUAAUAUCUGGACAGUGAACUGGUGUGAUGUUAAUAAUGACAGAAACAGAUUACUCUCAUGACAUCAUUAUGCUUAAUACAAUUCUGCUGCGUAUGGGUAUGGUUUAUAAAGACAGCAUUUAGGAAAUGGAUGAUUGCAAAAACAUGGCGACUUAGAAAGUUGGUAGGGAGUAUGUUAGAAUAUUAACAAAGCCAAACCUCAAGUUGAUGGUGAAUUAAUGGCCUAAAUGUUGUUGUAUAUCCUAACAUGUCCCAGAAAGGAAUGAUAAACAGUAUUUUGUUAAGCCCCGGUAAGUGCCUAUUACAAGAAGUACACUGGAAGAACAAUACUACAGUGAUAUCAACAAGGCCAUGUCAUAACUGCAGAAUCACAAUCUUGAGUACUUUUAGUGAAAAUACAAGUAACAAGUAUUUUUGGCAUAUAAACAUUUGAAGGAAAAAAAACAUUGCUAUCUUUCUUUGGGUGUAAAGUUAUAAAAGCCAUUUUUAUAUUGACUGUACUAUCUGUGAUAUCUGGGCACAAUUGGGAGUACGAUCUGUGCAAAGGUAAAAAAAAAAAAAAGAAUAAAUGUCAACGUUUUUUGCAAUCAGUUGGCUACUCUAUUGCUCCCCUUUCUUCAGUGUGCUGAAAGCAUUGUUUUAUCACAUAACAUGAUAAUCAUCACAGUAGACUUGAUGAAAACUCUAUACAGCAUGGUGUGACAUUUACUUCAACCUUUUGUGUUCCUGACCUUUAUAUUGCCAGGAAACCUUGAUAAUGAUCACACAGUAUUUCACAUAACAGCAACACUACUUGUUGUAACACAAUGUAAAUAUUUGCACAAGGCAAAAGGGGAUGUGGUAUGCAGCUAAUACAUGGCCAGGAGCUGUUCUUAAGCACGACACAUUGCGGAGUGCCUGUAUUUAGCGCUUAGUUGUACAAUAUACCACAAACCCCUGAGAUGCCUUAUUGUAAUUAUAAACUUGUUACCAAAGCAACUAGAGCAUUAAAAGGUGAUGGGAUGUAA